This is a messenger RNA of Acanthaster planci (crown-of-thorns starfish), 4205 nucleotides long. RefSeq names its product UFM1 specific peptidase 2 (gene ufsp2). NCBI's taxonomy places the organism in Eukaryota, Metazoa, Echinodermata, Asteroidea, Valvatida, Acanthasteridae. Gene Ontology annotation, molecular function: deUFMylase activity. Gene Ontology annotation, cellular component: nucleus; endoplasmic reticulum. Gene Ontology annotation, biological process: proteolysis. The record is from RefSeq and is a predicted model, not a curated record.
AUGUUAAAUUAAGUGAACUAUUUCAUCUAGCGUAAUGGAACGUUGACCGCCGAAGCUUUCAAGAUGGCGGCGCCCACGGUGUUCGUCUCUCGAAAUGGGAUUGUGGACGCAAUUAAUCAAGUACUUAAGGAACCAGUCAAGCAAGUGAGUGGCUUUUUGCUUGGCUCAUCCAAUGACGGUCAGACCACUCUCCUCCAGUGCUCAGCUAUUGACAAUACAUGUGAUUUGACAAAUUCAGUGGCAUUAUGCACAGAACUGGAAAAACUGCAUGGGCUUCUUCCAGUUGGAAUUGACGUAUGUGGGUUGUAUUUUGUAUCAACACCACCUGGCCCAGCGAGCGUCACUCAGUAUUGUAAAGAACUGAUAGAUGAUACAGUGCAUACUGCCCUCCAUACAGAUCAGCUGAUUAUUGCAAAGAUCCCCAAGGACCAGCCAGAAUUAGUUCCUGACAACUUUUACUUGUAUGAUGUCAACUCUGCCGAGGCCAGUCCUUGCCAAGUUAAGAUUGGAAAUGACACUGGCAUCCAGGAGAACAAUUUGAUGACAUUUAGAGUGCAAGGCAACCUGUCACUGAAUGUCGUUUACCAUGAUGACAAAGAUUUGCGUGAAGCCCUCACUCAAAAGUUCACCAGCCUCUGCAACAGAGUCCAGUCAUUCACAGCUUUGUAUCACUUUCAAAAGACAUCCAUCCUGAUUGGUGGAAACAGUGGCGACAUCACAGCGGGGCCCCUGAACAGGGAUAGUCAAGCUGGGGACAUCUGCAGGCACAUACAGGAGGAAGAUGAUGGGUUUAGUGCCCCAGUUGGGAAGGGAGGGAAAAAGACCAAGAAGGAAGACAGGAAUGUAAAUCAGAUUCUUGAAGUGCAGUUACUGUUUAGAUUAAGUCUGGAUGAGGAACAAGAGGGGUCAGCUGGUCUGGUACCCUUUGUCCACUAUCAAAUCUAUAAUGAAGAGUGUAGACGGUCUAGUAUGGUGUUGCCCAUUGACGUUCCAGUCAUUGUACCGAGGAACACAUUAGCUGCUACUUUAGGGAAGCUGUUUUCAGCUGGAGUGUGUCGCCAACUACUUGCAAUGGAACAAUGCCUGAAGGACCACCUUCAGGAGUGUGGUCUAAGUGUUCCCAGACCCUACCACUAUAAAUUGCCUGGAAUCCCCAACCUAUUUACAGUCUUGUACCCUGUAGACUUGGCAGAUGACAAACUAGGAUCCACACGUCAACAUCUUCAUAACCAAUUCCUGCUGCCAUUGGACAGACCACGGUUUAGAAGAGCUAAUGCAUAUUCAUAUCCUGAUGCAAAGAAGGAGGGAUAUCUGUUGAACACUCAUCUAGGGCUGCCACUAUCUGGAGUGGGGAAUGGUCAGGUGUCUUUGGUUCAAGGCACCUAUGCCUACCACCAUUACAUGCAGGACCACUUCAACGAUGACAAGUGGGGGUGUGCUUAUCGUUCGCUCCAGACCCUGGUGUCCUGGUUCAGGCACCAGGGGUACACACAACGCCCUGUCCCCUCCCACAAGGAGAUUCAGCAGGCCUUGGUGGAUGUUGGGGACAAGCCAGCCAAGUUUGUGGGUUCCAGACAAUGGAUUGGAUCGUUUGAAGUUAGCACAGUGCUCAAUCAGCUGUUUGCUAUUACUUGUAAGCUGCUGUACGUCAGUUCAGGAGCAGAGAUGGCCAACAAGGGCAGGGAGUUGGCCUUGCACUUCCAGACUCAGGGCACACCCAUCAUGAUAGGUGGAGGAGUGUUAGCUCAUACCAUUCUUGGUGUUGACUUCAGUGAGAGCUCUGGUGAUAUUAAAUUCCUUAUUCUAGAUCCUCAUUACACUGGCAGUGAGGAUCUGAAGGUUGUUCAAGAUAAGGGCUGGUGUGGCUGGAAAGGUGUUGACUUCUGGGACCAGACUGCUUACUACAACAUGUGUAUGCCCCAGAGACCCAUAGAGUUUUAACCAUUCAACCCGGCACGUGCAAUUUCUUGCAGCGGAAAGGGGCGUCGAGUUUGUGAAGUUCAUUUGCAAAGUUUUAGACGUGGCAGAUUAUCAAAUUUUCAAUUCACCCAGUCACUGGACAUUAUUUCAUUGAAUUGCUAGCUCAUGCCCUGUGUAGCCUAACCUUGCUACACCUGGUUUUGUUUUGUUUUGUAUUGCAUUCCAGGCAAACUUUGAUGUCAAUCUUGGUCUCAGUCCUAGAGCCCAUAAUGACAAAGACGCUGGCAUUGCUGCACAUCACAUGCACCAGCCUAUUUUAUGCUAUUGACUUCACCGAGAUUUGGGAAGGAAAAAAAUGGUUUCCAAAAGUGGUACAUGUGCAUAUGCACCUCCUCACCUCGUCUUGUUAUCAAUGUUCUCUUUUUGAUGUUCCUUAUUACAGCACCAAAAACAAAUCAUUAAAUCUGGCACCAGACUUAACAUUAAUUGCAGUCAAGUUCACAUUGUUAUUCAGACUUGGACCGCAACAGUUGUCUAACAAAAGGGUGAUUUUUUGAUGGUGUCAUUUGCACUUUAUAAAAACAAUCAGUGUUUUCUUGUCAUUUUCAUGAACAAGUAAAUUGUAUACAUUAAAUAGAUUACUUGUGAAGACUUUCUUUGCUUAAUAUACCUUCAGCUGAUUCCUGUCACAUAACCCAAGGAGCUGACUAUGAGGAUUGAAGUGUGCUCUGACAUUUUUGCUGGAAACCUUUUGUACAGUUUAGACAAGUUUACAUAGGUGUGGGGCCAAUAGUUAUGUUACGGCAGGUUGAAAAAACCCUGAAAUCAGGCUAUUGCUGGACGGCAAUGUAUGUACCCUCAGUAAGAGACUAGAAUCUUUUUUCGCAAACUAUGCUUUUUUCAUUUUUUUUUUAAUUUGGCUUCAUUUGGGUAAGUUUCAAACAGAUUUUCUCCUCUUCCGCUUUACAAAAGCUUCUGAUUUUACCAAAUAACUUUUUUCUUGUCUUAUUUUAUGAAAUCAUGAACACCGAGAAAAAAACAACUCCAAAUUUAUGUUACACUUUUCUUGAAAUGUUUUAUUUGAUAAUUACAAGUAGAUGCCUACUUACAGUGGUUAAUAUAAAUAACUUGGAUACAGUAAUUCCCCUGUACAUGUGUGCCUGACGUGAUGGACAGUUGAACACUCCCAGCAUCAUUCACUUGUCUUCUGAAUCAUUUAACUUUACAAAAAGACAAAACAAAUGAAGACAAAAAUCUGCACAAACUGAAGCUAACUUGUCCUUCAGAAAGGGGUUACUUUUUUUUGCAUUCCAUGUCCUGCUUAUUGAGGUAAACAUAACAUCAAAUGAACUUUUCAAAUGAUGGGAUUUGGACAAACAUGGGGGGAAGCAGUAACAAAAGGAUGCCUGUUAAGAAAGGCGAAUCAUGUAACGCUACUGGAUAUCAAUGUAGCUGCCCUGUGCUGAAAUGUGGCAAUUUCAUCCCUUGUUUUGAUUUUCUUGGGGGUUAUUUGUGGCUGGUAUGUGGUAUUUCAUUGCCAAAUACAUUUGGUGGGCAGAAUGUUCUCAUUGCCAUUCUCAUUGGAACCUCUGUAAGAGUUACAAUUUUAAUAACUCAACGUAAGUAUUUUCUGGUAAGACAAAAAUAAAGAUUUUUUUCAGCAACAAUUAAACACACAUUUGGAAUAAUUUACAAACCAAAAAGUCACUUGGAUUCUAUUUUCCUUUACAUUUAACAAAGCAACAACACCACAUCUAAUUUCCGCAGGAGGCCUGGGUAGAAAAAUCAUAAUUAUUUUAACAUUUUAUAUUUGUACAUUUUGUUGCUCUAUGUUGAAGCCAGGCAAGAUGUACACUGAUUCACUCUUUCAAAUUUGUAAUACACAUAUCAAAAAAAUUUACAGAAGAUAAUUUCUUUGAGUCUAUUAAAUUAUUUUUGAAGGCUUCUGAAAUGCCUGUGCUUAGUGUUCUUCUCAAAUUGCUACUAUUUUUAAGGGUGAUAGAUAGAUUUAAUUUUCAUCACUAACAUCCACAUACAUGUAGAUGCUCCAUACUCGGUCAAAACUAUUAACACAUUAAGAUAUUACUAACAAACUGUUACUGAAAAUAUUACAGUUCCUGUCCUUCAUGACUACAUUGUGUUAUAAAGAAAAAAAAUCCUAUAAAAAAGAAACUUUCCUUUUGCAAGUACGUAGUAUGUAUGUCCUUUUUGACACAUGGAAGCCACUUAGUGAGGUAAAGAAAAAGUGACUUGAGAAUGAAACAUCUUUUUGAAAAAAAAAAAAA